AUGGGAACAUGUCUCUGUACCUCGAUUCACCGCUUGGCCGAGACGUUUGACGAGGAUCGAGCUAAAGAGCUGAUCCCUGCUCUAAACUCGCACCUGCAGCAUCUGGUCGCCGUGCUGGGUCAGUCCCGAGCUCUCUGCCGCGAGGUGCAGUAUCGCAUCACCCCCAGCAAUCAGCGGACAAACAAGGUCUUCUCCGUCGAGUCCGUCGAUCUCACGCCUGUCGACCAGGUAUGCGAGCGAUUCCGAGGUGAUGUCGAUGGCUUCUGGACCGUCUUUGACGAUGACGCCGUCCACGCCGAGUUACGGCGGCGACUUGCCUGCGUCGUGAUAUUUCUCCGGUCUAGAUUGAGUGCCCAAGCGUCCGUGCCCCCUCCCAUCGCCAAACUCUUCGUCGGACAACCCAACUAUACAAACAUUCGGAAUUCUGGGAGAAAGUAUAUUCAGCUCGCUCGCAGACUCGGUGGUCUCGGAGCUAUCUUUUGGUUCCCACUCAAUAUUCCACAUUCGACAUACGAGAGAUAUCUAAACGUGGAUGACGGGGAGCUAUUCAGUCAUUUCCUCUCUCUUCGUCCACAAUUUAAGCACUAUACAGGGUUUGUGCAGCGCUCAAUUCUGUGUCAAUUGCACGAUCUUUCUCUUCAAUCAUCAUACUACAACCUUUUUGCCGACUACGCUGAUGUCCUUCCCGACUCUGACCAGCUCUUACUCCUGCUUCAUGGACUUGGUGGCACUGAGAUUCCCGUCGUUCUAUUGAAAAGUGCCCGCCUCUCCCAGCGUCGUUGGAAUAUCCAUGGAGAGAUAGAGAGUAUCAAUGCGAUAGACUUUGGGCUCCCAAAAGGAGUGGUCGAAUGUUUGUCAGAUGAAACAGUAUUCUCCUCAGUGGCAGCAAGCCCCUACAUCAUUAAGCAAGUCCUGGAAGAUGACACGGUCGCUUGGUCUCUGCGUCCGGAAUUCAGCCUCUUCCUAUCCCAAGCCUUGACCCCCGAAGCCAUGGAGGAGCUUGGAUCAAUAGCAUUGAAGCUGUUGUGCUUUGCCUGCCCACCAUGCUAUGAGGGCAAUACAGACUGGUCUAUACCGCUCAAAGACGCAGUUUGGAUGGUAUUAGAUAAUGCUAUACAGAUGCAGAAAGUGCAAAGUUCAGAUAGAUCUCAGGUUCUCGAGGCAAUUCUCUACUUUGCCGAGAGAGACUCGGUCUCCACCCGGCACGCGGCCAUGGAGCGAGCUAAAGCUCUUGUGCGAAAGCCAAUGUCAUAUUAUCUCCAGGCCUCUGUUGUGCUCUUUCAGAGCAUACUAUGUCGCAUUGAUGGAGAUACUGUCAAGUCCGAGGCGCAAAUACGCAACUUCAUGUGGCGCGGCCCGCAGCCAGCCACGCGCCGCGACCAUGCACUCAGAGGGCGGCUACACAUUUCUCAAAUCGAGAAUAAAAUCAAGUGCUUCGACAAUGAUGUACCCUCGUUCAUUUACAAGUGGAGAGCUGAGUUGCCAUUGUCCACUCUCGACACCGAGGUAACUUUCAGACUCCAGAGCACAGCGGCAAGGUUCUUUCAGUCCAUUGGAGACUUUGGUGCCGCCAGAGCGUCUCUUGAACAGUUCAUGGCAUUGAGUUCGCCCAAGCCCAUCCGUGAUAUUUCACGACGCCUCUUGGUUGGCAGACUCGCGGACAUGUAUUGCGAAAUGGAGGAUUAUGCAAAGGCUCUCGAGAUACUUCAGCCAGAACUUGACAGCGCCGUCGGACCGGGUCGAUCACGCCGUGAUUUCCGACGUUUAUUGUUGGCGUCCGUGGAAAGUAAUAUCGGACUCGGAAGACUAGAUGCGGCGCAAUCCCUAUUGAAUGAACUUCGGAAUCAUGAACCUCGGGAGUUGGACAACAUACACGACCAGCAACUGCAUAUGCGCAUAGUUCUUGCCGCAGCUCGCAUCGUCCACUUGGGGUCCGACCGCGAGGAGGCAGUGCACCAAUGGAUGUUUGCGCUUUGGGAGGUGCAGAACAUGAACAUUCUCAAUUCUACCGCCGGGUUUACGGCGGCCAUGAUAUAUCUGUCCCUCGCCCACGCACAACUUACCACUGGCGACAGGUACGGUGGCCAGCAGUCGUGGGAAUCUGGAUCAGAAAUCUUGAAACACGAGAGAUGCGAAUUCUGGCUAUCCGUUGUUCCCACAGUUUGGCUGCAAAAGAUUGCUCAAGAGGUUCAUGCGAUGGAAGGUUGGUCGGUGAACAUGAUGCUUCCAGGCGGCACGCGCACCGUCACGAGGCCGUGA
Molecule: messenger RNA, 2259 nt
Organism: Pestalotiopsis fici W106-1
Lineage: Eukaryota; Fungi; Ascomycota; Sordariomycetes; Amphisphaeriales; Sporocadaceae
Exons: 4
Coding region: 1-2259 (752 amino acids)
Molecular function (GO): protein binding
Source: RefSeq, a predicted model, not a curated record